GUGCAUCCUUUGGAGCUUCUUUUUCUUCCGUUUCUUUAGGUGCAUCCUUUGGAGCUUCUUUUUCUUCCGUUUCUUUAGGUUCUUCUUUUGGAGCCUCUGUUACUUCUGCUCUAGGUACAAUUUUUGGUACACUUGGUGUCACUAUAUGCCCAUUUUUAGACACAUCACUUUCACCUACGAAUGACCAAGUAAUGGGUACUUCAUUAUCAUCAGGAUUAGAAAUUUUAUUCAAAACUUCGGGCGUCAAGCCCAAAUCACCAAAAGUACAUGUCGGACACUCAUAUUUUACUGAUACUAUGGCAUUUCCUUUUGGCCCUUUUAUGUUUAUAUGUUUGCCACAUCCAUUAAAUUGA
Molecule: messenger RNA, 353 nt
Organism: Funneliformis geosporum
Lineage: Eukaryota; Fungi; Glomeromycota; Glomeromycetes; Glomerales; Glomeraceae
Source: the annotation of a GenBank genome assembly